Messenger RNA from Amaranthus tricolor (Joseph's coat), 924 nucleotides. Its product is annotated as glycylpeptide N-tetradecanoyltransferase 1-like. Gene Ontology annotation, biological process: N-terminal peptidyl-glycine N-myristoylation. NCBI's taxonomy places the organism in Eukaryota, Viridiplantae, Streptophyta, Magnoliopsida, Caryophyllales, Amaranthaceae. Gene Ontology annotation, molecular function: glycylpeptide N-tetradecanoyltransferase activity. Gene Ontology annotation, cellular component: cytoplasm. The annotation marks the transcript as partial. The transcript has a single exon. The record is from RefSeq and is a predicted model, not a curated record.
UCGAAAAAGCUGGUUGCUUUUAUUACAGGUGUGCCAGCAAGGAUACGUGUUCGUGAUGAGGUUGUUACCAUGGCUGAGGUUAAUAUCUUGUGUGUUCAUAAGAAGCUCAGGUCAAAGAGGCUUGCACCUGUCAUGAUUAAGAAGGUGACUAGAAGGGUUCAUCUGGAAAAUAUAUGGCAGGCUGCUUACACUGCCGGUAUUGUCAUUCCAACACCUAUAACAAGCUGUCAUUAUUGGCAUAGGUCUCUUAAUCCUAAGAAGUUGAUUGAUGUUGGAUUUUCAAGGCUUGGCCCGAGAAUGACUAUGAGUCGUACUAUUAAGCUCUAUAAGUUACCCGAUUCUACGGUUACACCAGAUUUUAGGAAGAUGGAACUGCGUGAUGUUCCAGCAGUUACUCGACUUCUGAGGGGUUAUUUAAAGCAGUUUGUUGUGGCACCCGACUUUGAUGAAAAAGAUGUUGAGCAUUGGCUUCUACCUAAAGACAAAGUAGUUGAUGGCUAUGUUGUUGAAAGUCCUCUGACCCAUGAGAUCACGGAUUUUGUCAGCUUUUACACUCUCCCUUCUACUAUCCUUGGCAAUGCAAAUUAUUCUACUCUGAAGGCUGCCUAUUCUUACUACAAUGUGGCUACAAAAACCCCAUUGAUUCAGCUCAUGAAUGAUGCUCUCAUUAUAGCAAAGACCAAGGACUACGAUGUUUUUAAUGCCCUGGAUGUCAUGGAGAAUGACACAUUCCUGAAGGAGCUCAAAUUUGGGCCCGGAGAUGGAAAGCUUCAUUAUUAUCUCUUCCUAAUUGAUACUCUAUUGGAUUCUGUUUUCCAAAUUUUGCUCUCUUAUAGAAAUUGCGUCGACUUGUUAACUCCUACAGUUAAUAGGUAUCAGCUAUGCAUUCAUUUGCUUAAGCUAGAUUUGCACUUUGGUUGCUGA